This is a messenger RNA of Clunio marinus, 1702 nucleotides long. Lineage: Eukaryota; Metazoa; Arthropoda; Insecta; Diptera; Chironomidae. The record is from the annotation of a GenBank genome assembly.
UUGAAUAUUUAUUGAUUUUUCUUUGUUUUAAGGUUUAAUGAUCAUUGAUUUAAUUAAUAACUCGAUUGUCUUCCAGAAGCCCGAUGCAGAUUUGACGUUUGAUGACAGCUUAGGAAACGUCUUAAGUGAUGGAAAAGUUUCUAAUCAUGUGAAUGAAAAUUCGAGGACAAAAUUAGUUAGUAAACGUAGUGUAAGUGAUGAUAGCGAUAAGCUCAAAGUAAAUGAUAAUCAAAAUGAAAGUGAUCAGAGUUGGUUGAGUCGUAUGAAGCGCAGCUUCUCAAGUUUUUUCACGAAAGGCGAUGAUAAAAUUGUUGAAAAGCGUGACUCAAAUGAAAAGUUGAAGGAUAUCAACAAGAACGAUAUAAAGUUGGAAGAUUUGAAUAUGGAAUAUAAAAAUCCGAUCAGAAGAAGACGACAAUACGAAGAUGAAGAAGAUGAUGAUGAAGAUAAUGAAAUAGCUUCGGGAGAUCAUGAUACGACGCCAGAUCCUGAUCCAAUUACACCACUCAUAACAGUUAAAGAUGACAAAUACUUCCGAUUAAAAUUGACGGUAAAAGAAAUUUGGAAUGAUAAUUUCAAGGACAAAAGUAGCACAGAAUUCAUAGAGCUCGCUAAAGCAUUGAAAGAUGACAUCGAAUUAUUGUAUGAGCAGCAGAAUAAUGAGGGAACAACUAUCAUGGCUCAAGUUGUUCAAGUGCGUAAAACUGACGACAUAUUUGAAAUUUAUGUGACAAUUGACAUCGCUGCUGAAGCUAAUAAAAUCAACGGCAAUGAACUCCGCGACAUCAUUUACAAUGAAGUCAAGGAAUAUCAUAAAAUCGGCUCCCAAACAAUCGACUUGAAAGAGUUUUAUAUAACAAACUUGGAAGGCUAUGCAAAAGGUGAACAAGAAUAUAAUGCAUCACCUAUUGUCGCUGAUUCAGAAGAAAAUGAAAAUGAAAUCGAAGAAGAUGUGGAGCCGGAAGAUUAUGAAGGCGAACGAUGUUCCGAGGAUCAAUUCACAUGUAAAAACUCACAAUGCAUUUCUGUUGAUCAACGUUGUGAUGGAAAACAACAUUGUAGUGAUGGAUCUGAUGAAUUAAACUGCGCAAUUAGCAAACCAUCAGAAAGUGAAAGACUAAAAGAAUUAAAUAAUACCGACUAUGAAUAUGAAGAUGUUCUAUCACGAUUGCAACCAGAUCAUCAUAAUCCGACGACUAGAAAUCCUUUAGAAGAUGAGGAAACGAUCGAACAUGAUGAGAAUAUUCUUGUAGAUGAGAAUUUGAUCUCAGGAGAAGUUCCGGAAGCUGAGGAAAUCUACGACAAAUGUCGUGGUGAUGAUAAAUUCCGUUGUGGCUUGUCUUCAGUUUUCAUUUGCGAAAUAGAACAUUGCGAUGGAACCAAAAACUGUCCAGAUGGAGAAGACGAAGAGAAUUGUCCAACAUCAGACAAAGCAAUCUUCGAUGAUUCUGAAGCAAGCGGUGAAGAACCUGAAAGAGAAACAGAAAAAGUCAAAGAUUCAGAAGCACUUGAGUUCGAACAUGAAGCUGAUGUUGAUGAAUAUCCCGAUGAAUGUGGAGCUGGAGAAUUCUCAUGUGACACCAGUCGUUGCAUUCCUGAAUCAAAACGUUGCGAUCAAAUUAACGAUUGCGAUGACAACUCAGAUGAAACAAACUGUCCAGAACCAUCAACAAUCAGCCCAAUUGCUGGUGAGUGCUUUUAA